Molecule: messenger RNA, 1899 nt
Organism: Dracunculus medinensis (Guinea worm)
Lineage: Eukaryota; Metazoa; Nematoda; Chromadorea; Rhabditida; Dracunculidae
Source: the annotation of a GenBank genome assembly
AUGGUUGUAACGCCGAGUAACGUAUCUGCGAUUAAACAAUUAUUGCGCAAUUUCCCCGGUGAAACAUUGGCUUUUAAGUGUAAAUUAAUCGCCCUAAUACGCUUAAGCCAUUUCGAAGAAGCUUUAACAUUAAUCAAAAAAACACCGCCUGCUCAUAUGGGAGAAUGCUCAUUUGAAAAAGCUUAUUUGCAUUACCGCUUAAAUGAUAACGAAAGUGCUUUGGAAACAUUAAAUAAACUUGCGAAGAAUGACGUUCGUUGUCUUGAAUUAAAAGCCCAGUUAUUGUAUCGUACAGAACAAUUUGAAGAAGCCGAAUUGAUAUUUAGAAAAUUGCUCAAGGAUUAUUCUGAUGAUUUUGAUGAUGAACGUCAAGCAAAUUUGUUGGCAGUUAUCGCGCAGCUUCGUUCUAAUGGGAAAAUUCAGCAACGAAUUACACAUUUCGAUACAUAUGAACAAUAUUACAAUGGUGCAUGCUGCGCAAUAGAAGACAAUAAUUUCACUGAAGCAUUAUCAUUACUUAAUAAAGCAGAAGUUUUAUGCAAUCAAACGUUAGUCGAGGAAGGCUUAACCGAAGAGGAAAUCGAAGAUGAACUGUCAAUGAUUCGGAUACAAAAAGGAUUUGUUUGUCAAAAACUAGGGCGUAAUGAAGAAGCACUGAAAUUAUACCUUCGUAUCCAAGAAAUCAACCCUUCAGAUAAAAGUGUUCUUGCAACUCUUUUAAAUAAUAUUCCAUCAGUAAUACAAGAGAGUAAUCUGUUUGAAGCCAGGAAGAAAUUAAAAUCGGCCUUACAGAUCGAUGGAUCAAAGCUGACAUCUCGGCAACGCCGCACACUUUUGCUUAAUCAGGCAUUGAUUCAUUUACAUUCGAAUCAACGCGAGCCGUGUCGACGAUGUUUAGAAGACAUUCGUUCAAAAUAUGGUCCCGUACAGGAGUCAUUUUUUAUUGAAGCAGCUUUACAUUUAAAAUCCAAAGAUUCUCAGAAAGCUUUAGCAGUUUUAAAUGCUGCUGCUGUAACUGACGAAACACUUCUCACUCGUAUUCAGAUUCUUCUCGAUGAAGUUAAUUCACUUAGCUUCGAAUUUUGUUUCAAAGGAAAACUGAAGGAAGCAAUUGAAAAAUUAAAUGAAUUUCCUGCGCAACUUGCCAACAGGCCAGCAGUUUUGCAGCUUAGAAUUGCUUUGUUGCUUGCUACGAAUGAUCAAAAUGCAGCAAUAGAUCUUUUAACUACAGCUGUAGAGAAUGCGCCCAAUGAUGACUCGUUAAGUAUCAUUCUGGAGCAGGCAGCAUCACUUAAUAUCGAGAUUGGCAAUAAUCGCGCCGCAGUUGAAUUUCUUCAGCGUCUAAAUAAACUACGACCAAACGAUGUUCGUGUCCUCAGUCAACUCAUAAAAGCUUAUUCUUCAUUUGAUCCAUGCCGUGCUGAAGAACUUUUGACGAAUGCAUUUCCUGAGAAAAAUUCUUCAAACAUGGAUGUGGCUGCAUUAGAAAGAGCGGAAUGGAUUCUUUAUGGUGAGCGUUAUAAACAGAAGAAAGAAAUGAAGCCGGAAUUCACAGACACGGAAAUAAUUACUGGCAAAUUGAGGAAACGAAAACGAAAACGAAAGAUAAGAUUACCAAAAAAUUAUGAUCCAAAAGUUCCACCAGAUCCUGAGCGAUGGUUGCCACGCCAGGAAAGAACUGCUUAUAAGAAACGUCUGGGAAAAAAACAUAGAGAUCGAGAUAUUGGUAGGGGUACCCAAGGAGCAAUUUCUUCGCAAAUGAUAGAAAUUACGGCUACAGUGAAAUCCAAUAAUUCACCGAAACCAACACCAAUCAUGGGUUCAGCCGAAGGGCCUCGACAGCAACGACCUGCAGCUCAACAAGCCAAAAAGAAAAAGAAGAAGGGAAACAAGUGGUGA